Elgaria multicarinata webbii is the source of this 3545-nucleotide messenger RNA. Its product is annotated as ribosome-binding protein 1-like. The record is from RefSeq and is a predicted model, not a curated record. The transcript is spliced from 6 exons. Lineage: Eukaryota; Metazoa; Chordata; Lepidosauria; Squamata; Anguidae. The coding region runs from base 480 to 2972 and encodes 830 amino acids. Gene Ontology annotation, molecular function: peptidyl-prolyl cis-trans isomerase activity; protein binding.
ACCAUGAGGAAAUUGCUGGCAUGAUCUAGAAGGAUAUUGGGGGCAGCAUCUACUUACUAAGUAGCCUAGUCCAAUUUUAAAUGUACUAAGAAGGCAAAUCCUGGAUUAACCUGGCAGGCCAGGGAAAGGAUCAGGAAGGGAAGACAGAGUUCCAGUCUGCAGUUUCCCCUAUACAGCAGAGAUGUUAAGAGUUGGAACGGGGGAUCUCCUCAGCCUCUGAACUGGGGUCUCCCCAGAAUAGGACUUCUGCUUAAAUCUGCAGAGUCUGUUGUGAUUGCGAGGACCACUGGGGGGUCCUGAAUUCAUUUGCAGAAUGCAAAUCUAAAUGUGGGAAGAAAUCAGGAAUCGGGGAAGCUGUCCCAUGGAAACAGUAGAAGGUGGGUUUAAGUGGGUCUAGAGAGAAGAACCAAAUGAAAUCCUAACGAGGGGAACCAAAACCAUCUGGGAAAAGAGAAGAAAGAUCUGCUAGCACUUCAGCCAUGGAAGAAACGUACCUACUUCAUGCCGAAGGAGUCAAGAAAAAGAUUUUACACGGAGGCUGCGGGGAGCUGCCGAAUUUCAAAGAUGGGAGCAAGGUCACGUUCCACUUCCAGACACUGAAAGACAACUUUGAGAGAACGGUGAUAGACGACAGCCGGGGCGCUGGCAUCCCCAUGGAGAUUAUCGUGGGGAAGAUGUUCAAAAUCGAGGUCUGGGAGACCCUGCUGACUUCCAUGAGGAUCGGCGAGGUGGCCGAGUUCUGGUGUGACGCUGUUCACACAGGCAUGUACGCCUUAAUCUCCAAGGGCAUGAGGAAAAUCGCGGAGGGGAAGGACCCUCUGGAUGGUCAGAAGCACCGCUGUGGGAUGGGCAACAUGUUUGACUAUCACACCACAGGCUACGCAGACCUGGAUGAGCUGCAAAGGACGCCUCAGCCCUUGAUCUUCAUUAUGGAGCUGUUCAAAGUGGAGGACCCUUCUUCCUACAAACGGGAUACCUGGGCCAUGAGCAACGACGAGAAGCUGGUGGCGGUGCCUAAGCUGCACACCGAGGGCAACCGGCUGGUGCUGUCCAGGAAAUUCAAGGAAGCGGCCGAAAAGUACCAGGAAGCCGUGAUCUGUUUGCGCAACGUCCAGGCCAAGGAGAAGCCGCAGGAGGAGGACUGGCUGAAGCUGGAGAAUCUCAUCACGCCGCUCGUACUGAACUAUUGCCAGUGCCAGCUGGAGCUGGGGGAGUAUUACGAGGUCUUGGAGCACACCACCGACCUCCUCCAGAAGGACAACAAAAACGUCAAGGCUUAUUUCAAGCGGGCAAAGGCCCACGCUGCCGUCUGGAACGAAAAGGAGGCCCGAGCGGAUUUCCUGAGGGUGGCCCACUUGGAUCCGUCGCUGGCGGCCGCCGUGAGGAAAGAGUUAAAGGUCCUGGGGGAGCGGAUGAGGCGGAAGCAUGUGGAAGAGCGCAAGAGGUACCGAGGGCUCUUCCAGCAGCCUCCAGAGGAAACUGAGGAGACUGAAGAGCUCCCUGAGGGAAAAGAUGGCCUCCUGAGGGCAGAGGAGGAGGGAAAUGAUCCAGAAAGCUCAAAUCCUCAGAGAGGGGUAGAAGGGACUGGGAUUGGGGCAAGGAAUGGAGAAUUAGAGCCUGGAAACACUAAGGAGGGAAAGGGAGGACUCCUAGCCGAGGGGGAAAUGGACACAGGGAACUUUGCUGCUCAGAAAGAGAGGGAAGAAGUGAGGGUGGCUGAAGAAGGACAAGUCAAGCAAGAAGACUAUGGGCAAGGUGGGGAGGUGUCUAGUCAUUGUGGGGACAAUGGGACAGACUCUGAAACCGGCAACGGACAACAGUUAGGUUUUGGGCAACAGCAGCCAGAUUGGGAGAGGGAAAAUACAGAAGAGGGCUGGGAUCGGAAUGGAGAUGUUGGUUCUACAGUGCAGAAGGAAGAGCAAGGAGGGACAGGUGUCCAUGGGGGUUCUGGGGACCCCGUGAUCAGCAGUGGGGGAGGCCCCACAGAAGGACAGUGUGAGACCGAGUGGGGCCUCAGAGCAGAGAAUUUCACCAGAGAGAGGGAAGACCAUGAAGCAGAGCAUGUGGAAUUAGAAACUACAAACUGGGCCCAUUCUAGGAUACAGGACAAUACGGAUCGCGGAAUAGAGGAUGUAAUGGAAGGGGCGAGAGAGGAGAGCGCCUUGGAUGGCAUCGAAGGGGACAGCUUCCAGGUCGAGCAGGAAGGGUCAAGGAGAGAAGCAGGGGUGAUGGCAACACAGCUGAAUUUGAGGGAAGAAGCCAGCUCUGACCGGGGCAACUGUGGAGGGCCAAACAAAGAGAGUGCCGCUGGAGAGGAGGAAGAACCGGCAGAAGAAACGGCGUUGGGAAAGUCAAAAGGAAAAGCUGAUGCUCCUUCUAAGCCAGAGGAGGAGACACAUGGGUAUGAAGCAGGCCCAGGACAUGGUGAGGCAGACCCAGCAGGCCAAGUGGCGGCAGCUGAGGAUUGUGGGAAAGGAUUAAUAGAUGAUAGCACCGAGGCAGAGAGCUGCCUUGGAGCAGAGAGUUCCAGGGGAGAGGAUAAUCCUGAAGAAGCUGGAAUCCAGAGGGAAGGCACCAAAGAUGGGUAUGGCACUACGUCACAGGGAAAGAUACAAGGGGAUGAGAGAGCCCAGGAAGGCACUGAGGCAGAAUUAAGCUUUGAAGCCAAGAAUGCCAAAGGAGAGAACUUGGAUGCAGAAGAAGCAGAUUUGCAAGUUGGACGGGAAGGGGCAGGGGAAAUAAGAGUGUUAGCUGAAAUGGAUUUGGGGGAAGAAUCUCUCCAGGAGAGCAGUGGGGCGUCAAGAAAGGAAUGUGAGGGUGCCCAAGAGACACCGCUGCCCACUCGCCGUGCAGAAGGCAAAGACCAGAGUCAAGCAGGCUGUUUGGAGGAGAUAGCUUGGUCUGGAGCAGGAGCUGAGUGGAAUAUUUCUGCCCCCAAGCAGCCCGGCUUAAUACAGGAGGAAGCCCAGUGAAAAGGGAAGCACGUGGCAGAGCCGGCUACCAAGGACUACAUGGACCUUUGGAACCCGGGUCGGAGUGAAGGGGCGGUGGCUGGUGACCAGCAGCUUGAGAAAAGGCAGCCCAGUCUGAAGAUUGGCUUGCACUCACCAUGGGAUGGAUCUGGUACUUAUGGGGAAAGAGCUACUUGCCCCUCCUUAGUCUGGCUCUAGUCUUUUCAGCUCCCUCACGAGUUGCUGGCAACAGAAAGCCCUAUAUAGGGUUGUUGUGGCUGUUUCAUCAGCUACGUUUGCAACCUGUACUCACGGAAAAUAAAUGUCCUCUUAGCUAUAGUUCCAGCUGAGCACUUCGGAGUGGUAGUGCCCCGUUUAUGGGCUGCUCUUCCUGAAAGGCUCACCUGACACCUUAGACUGUUAUCUUUCGGUGUCGGGCAAAGACCUUUCUUUUCUCCCUGGAAUUUUAGAUUUUAUUCCUGUUUUUAUAUAUACUUGGCAUUGUUUUUCCUGUUCUAUUUGUGUAUCUUUAGGAUUUUUAGCAUUUUAUGUAAUCCUCCUGGUGAACUUGUGUUAUAGGGUGGAUUCAGAAUG